AUGGGCCCCUGUACCGCCUCCUCAUGCUGCUGCCAGGCCCGUAAUCUGCCAUGGGCCCCCGUACCGCCUCCUCAUGCUGCUGCCAGGUCCAGAGUGUCUCAUGGGUCCCUGUACGGCCUCCCAUUGCUGCUGUCUCCAUCGCCACACUCUGCCAUGUGCCACUUUCAGGUCUCCUCACACUGCUGGUGGGUUCCAUUUUGUCAUAGGGUGCUGGCAGAUUACGGGCCUCCCAUGCUGCUGCCAGGCCCGUAAUCUGCCAUGGGUCCCCGUACCGCCUCCUCAUGCUGCUGCCAGGUCCAGAUUCGCAGCGAAUAUAUUCUCAUCGAAUCGAGUUUAUUCCUCGAAUUCGCCGAAUCAGCCGAAUCGAAUUUUUGAAUACUUCGCUCAUCUCUAUUCGUCACAAUUA
This is a messenger RNA of Staurois parvus, 406 nucleotides long. Lineage: Eukaryota; Metazoa; Chordata; Amphibia; Anura; Ranidae. The record is from the annotation of a GenBank genome assembly.